AUGCUUAAACUUAUCGCCUUGCUCGCCGCCAUCGGUGUGGUGAAUGCUUGUAUUGGCCUUGGCGGUGGAGGUGGAGGUUGCGGUUGUGCUCCACCUCCUUCAUGCGGCUGCGGAGGCGGAGGUGGCGGAGGCGGUGGCUAUGCUGUUGCCCCACCAAUGGGUGGUGGAUACGCGGGCGGAUUCUCUGGAGUCCCAUCUGGAGGCGGUUGUGCAGCUUCGUACGGUGGCCCACCACCUCCUCAAUUCGCUCCCCAGCCCAUCCAGUCGUACGCCCCACCAGCCCCUGUAUUCCAGCAGGCUCCUGUUUCCUAUCAGGGCCCUCAACAAAUCGCUCCCGCUCAGCUGGUACAGGCUCCGAUCGGCAACUCAUACGCUGGAAGGAAG
Messenger RNA from Mesorhabditis spiculigera, 384 nucleotides. Lineage: Eukaryota; Metazoa; Nematoda; Chromadorea; Rhabditida; Rhabditidae. The record is from the annotation of a GenBank genome assembly.